CAUGGCACCAAUCAAGACCAUUGAGUACUUUCGUGUGAAGCCCCGCUGGCUGUUCGUCAAGAUAGUCGAUGCAGAAGGUCACGUUGGAUGGGGAGAAGCGACACUCGAAGGACACACCAAAGCUGUAGAAGGCACUCUCAAUGGUUACAUCGACCGCUUCGUAGGGCUUGAAGCCGAUGACAUUGAGCAUAUUUGGCAGCUGGCUUGGCGACACAGCCCGGUUUUCAUGAGUGCACUCGCCGGCAUCGACAUCGCACUCUGGGAUUUGAAGGCUCGAAGACUCGGUGUGCCGAUCCAUCAACUACUUGGAGGCAAGGUCAGGCAAAAGGUCCAAGUUUACGCCUGGAUUGGUGGCGAUCGCCCUUCCGAUGUUGCAGAAGCUGGGAAGGAGCGACUUGCACAAGGAUUCCGUGCCGUCNNAAAGUAUCUUCAAUUCCCGCCUCCCGUUUCAUUCCACGUCUCUCCUCAACAUGGCACGUCUGACUCAAUACUCCCUUUCCAGAUGAAUGCAACCGAAGAUGUGGGAUGGCUGGACUCACCAUCCAAGCUGGACUCGGCUGUGGAGAGAGUCAAGACUGUGAAGAGCCUGGGUUUGGAUGUUGCUUUGGACUUCCAUGGAAGACUUCACAAGGCUAUGGCGAAGCAAUUGGCGUACGUUCCAGUCCAUCAUGGGCCUACCAGACGUCUUGCUCAUGAUAUCUCGUCUACAGGNCACAAAUUAGAAGGUUGUGAUGUCCUCUUUCUCGAAGAACCGCUUCUGAGCGAGCACCCGGAGGGCAUCAAGCAGCUAUCGAAUCUGACAAGUUCACCCAUUGCCCUCGGUGAGAGGUUGUACAGUCGAUGGGACUUUAAAAGAUUUUUGGAAGAUGCCAGCGUGGACGUUUUUCAGCCAGAUAUUUCUCACUGCGGAGGAAUCAGUGAGAUGCGCAGGAUCGCGGCCAUGGCUGAAACUUACGAUGCAUGCUUGCAAAUUGGCCUUUGCACACCCAACCACAUGAUCCAAGAGAUGUCAGUUGGCAUGCAUUACAAUACAGAAGCCGGCGAACAUGACAUCCACAGCUAUGUGCUCAACUCGGAAGUCUUCAAAGUCACGGACGGAUACUUGGAUGCUCUUACCGGACCAGGCUUGGGGAUUGAGGUUGACGAGGAGGCGAUCAGAAGAGUAGCCGAAAACACACAGCCAUGGGAGCUGCAAGGAUUUGUGGGUGUUGAUGGCGGCUUGAGAGAAUGG
This is a messenger RNA of Aureobasidium uvarum, 1231 nucleotides long. The record is from the annotation of a GenBank genome assembly. Lineage: Eukaryota; Fungi; Ascomycota; Dothideomycetes; Dothideales; Saccotheciaceae.